This is a messenger RNA of Trachemys scripta elegans, 1191 nucleotides long. Its product is annotated as keratin, type II cytoskeletal 8-like. Gene Ontology annotation, cellular component: keratin filament. Lineage: Eukaryota; Metazoa; Chordata; Testudines; Emydidae. The coding region runs from base 82 to 984 and encodes 300 amino acids. The record is from RefSeq and is a predicted model, not a curated record. The transcript is spliced from 8 exons.
GUUCGCACACUGGAGCAGGAGAACCAGGUGUUGAAGACUAAGUGGAACAUCCUGCAGGGCCAGAAAACGGGGCCCAGUAACAUGGAAAAAAUGUUGAAGGUGUUUAUCAACAGCUUGCAGAAGCAGCUGGAGGACCUGGGGCAACAGAGGGUUAAGCUGGAAUCCGAUCAGGGCAACAUGCAGGACCUUGUGGAAGAGUUCAAGAGAAAGUACGAAGAAGAAAUCAACAACCGGAGUGAGAGGGAGAACCAAUUUGUUCUGACUAAGAAGGAUGUGGACGAGGCUUACAUCAAGAAGCAGGAACUGGAGGUCAAGUUGCAAAGUCUGACCGACGAAAUCAACUUCCUGAUGGAGCUUUAUGCCAAGGAGCUGCGCGAACUGCAGGCCGACGUAGAGAUGUCCAACAACCCCGUGGUCAUAUCCAUGGACAGGAGUCCCAAGCUAGACGUGGACAGCAUCAUUGCGGAGGCCAGAGUGGAGUAUGAGAAGAUGGCUGCGAACAGCCGAGAGGAAGCUGAGAACAAGUAUCGGAUCACGUACGAGCAGAUCCAGGAGAAAGCAGGCCAGCACGGGGAAGAGCUCCGUGUAGCCAAGGCCGAGAUCAACGAGCUGAACUGGAGGAUCCAACGGAUCCAGGCGGAGAUUGCGGCCCUGAAAGAACAGAACGCCAAGCUAGAGGCGGCCAUUGUCCAGGCUGAGGAGCAAGGCAAGCUCGCCGUGGCAGAUGCUACAGGGAAGCUGCAGAAGAUGGAACAUGCCCUGCAGAAGGCCAAGGAGGACAUGGUGGUCCAGCUGCGGGAGUAUCAGGCGCUGAUGAACCUCAAACUGGCACUGGAUAUCGAGAUCGCCACCUACAGGAAGCUGCUGGAAGGAGAAGAGAGCAGGUUGGAUUCCAGUAUGAAAAACCUGAGCAUUCUGACCAAGACAACCGGCUAUUCCAGUGGGAUGAGCACAAGAUUCCCUGGCAAAUUUGGCAGCUCGUAAGCGUUGGCGCUGACCCCGGUUCCUCCCCCCUAGAAAGCUUGACUGAGAAAAAUAAACCUGGGGAUGGAAAAUUGGUGUCCUGCUUCCUCCGGUGUCCUCUCAGAUGGGCCUCUGAUACAUUAGUGCUGUGAUACAUGAAGGGGGGGAGGGGAGUAGCUCCCUUUGAUGAACACCCAGCCAGCCAGUUAGCUGUAAAAUCCCUCUUGG